CCUUGCAUUCGAUCAGCUGUUUGCGUGGCUUUUUUGUAUUUGCACGCUUUUUAGCCGACUUUUAUAAUUUUUGUGUGUGGAAAUGACCAAUUCCGAGUUCCAGGCUGUAGUUCUUGCCGCGGGGCGUGGCACCCGCCUACCCGAAGUGCUGGGAGAUGCCCCCAAAUGCCUGCUGCCCGUGGGCCCGUAUCCUCUGAUUUGGUAUCCACUAAAUCUGCUGCAACAACACAACUUUUCAGAGGUCAUUGUGGUCGUUCUGGAGCAGGAGAAGCUGGAGAUACAAUCGGCACUGGAGAAUACACCCCUUAAGCUGAAAUUGGACUAUGCUACGAUUCCCGGGGACAGUGACUUCGGAACUGCGGACAGUCUGCGCUACAUAUACGACAAGAUUAAGUCGGACUUUCUGGUUGUGAGCUGCGACCUGGUCAGCAAUGUCAACCUGUAUCCGCUGAUCAACAAAUUCCGGGAACAUGACGCCUCCCUGGCGCUGCUCCUCUUCCCCAGCGGCUUCGAGUCGGAUGUGGUGAUGCCGGGUCCCAAGAGCAAGCACAAGCCGGAACGAGAUGUCAUAGGCAUCCAUGCGGCCAGCCAGCGAUUGGCCUUUGUGUCCGCCGCCAGUGACUGCGAGGAAACUCUCAAUAUCCAGCGGCAUCUGCUCAAGAACCGGGGCAGAUUGGAUGUGUACAGUCGCCUGGUGGAUGCCCAUGUCUAUGUGCUGAAGAAGUGGGUCAUCGAUUACCUACGAAGGAAGGAGAACAUAUCCACAUUCAAGGGAGAGUUCCUGCCGCACUUAAUCAAGAAGCAGCACUCCAAACGACCGCCCAAAGCUGUGCAGGACACAACCUCCGAAGUGGGCUUGGUCACCAAGAAUGAGGAUAAUGUUUUGCAUUACGUGCCGCACUCCAUUCUAGACCAGAAGAUCACACAGACCUCGUUGUUUAAUCAAUCUCUGUCCCAAGUUCCCUAUCAUGGCGACGUGGUGCGCUGCUAUGGCAUCCAGGCGCCCAAAGAAGCGAUUGGCGUGCGAGUGAACAACACUCUCAGCUUCUUGGCCAUCAAUCGCAAGUUGGCCAGCAUCUGGAAUGAACUGUGUGGCGAAAAGCAUCCACUAAUCUCGCCGGGAGCCCUGGUGAAAUCCACUCAAACCAAGGAGAUCAUAGCUGCCGACAAUGCCAAGCUGUCCGAGAAGACCUCACUGAACUUCAGCGUCUUCGGACCCAACUGCAUCAUCAAUCCCAAGAACAUUGUGGCCAACUCUAUCAUCAUGUCCAAUGCCAUCGUGGAGGAGGGCUGCAACAUCGACAACUGCAUCAUUGGCCAUCGGGCGGUGGUCAAGAGCGGAUCCGUGCUGAAAAACUGCAUCAUUGGACCCAACUACGUGGUGGAGGAGGACACCCACAGCCAGGCGGUGCAUCUGUCCAACGCGGAUCAGUACAUGGAGAUAGACAUACAGUGAGCGGCUAACUUAAUGUGGCUUCCUUUAUUAACGAAUUGAGUUAGAAGGCGGAUUCUUCUAGCAGGACAUUAAAUAUUACAAAUAGGUACACGAAA
Messenger RNA from Drosophila elegans, 1551 nucleotides. It is a transcript of the gene eIF2Bgamma, whose product is annotated as translation initiation factor eIF-2B subunit gamma. Gene Ontology annotation, biological process: cytoplasmic translational initiation; biosynthetic process. The coding region runs from base 83 to 1456 and encodes 457 amino acids. Gene Ontology annotation, molecular function: guanyl-nucleotide exchange factor activity; translation initiation factor activity. Gene Ontology annotation, cellular component: eukaryotic translation initiation factor 2B complex; guanyl-nucleotide exchange factor complex. The transcript has 4 exons. Lineage: Eukaryota; Metazoa; Arthropoda; Insecta; Diptera; Drosophilidae. The record is from RefSeq and is a predicted model, not a curated record.